AAAUCGUUCGUUUCUAUGGAAAUAUGCGCACACUUUGCGAAGAAUAACUGGAUUUGAACCAGGCGCGAGAGUAAAAUACAUAAUUUUCACAUCAAUAUAUAUUUGAAAGUUAAUCAAGUCUUCAAUAAUCUGACAUUGGCAGCAGUUGUUUACUGGCUGAACUUGAAUAAUAAUGAAGAUCGGUUACUGAAUAAGUUAACAUGCCUCAUUACGAUGAAAGUUUUAUUUACGAUGAUAAUCAAAAUCAGCGGAGAAAUAAAAGGAGUUACAGAGUUUACAAAAACGGAGUAAAUCCCUUUUUGGAGCCCAGCGAAGUACUACAUGUCCUAGAAGAAAGAGGAUCGUCAGUUAUAAAACGAAAUAUCAGAAAUAUUAAGCAGCGUGGCCACCGCUUUAAACCUGAUUCGCUUGCGAGUGAAAAUAUCCAUCAGAGCAAACGUACGGGAAAUGUCAAAAUAUUAAUAGAUCCAUGCCCACGUUUCACUUGCUAUGACGAAAAAAGAUACUACGACUUUCAAAACAACAACAUCUUAGCACUCACUACUUGCAAAAGUUUUGAUAAUUUAACAUUGACCCAAGUUAGAAGGAAUGGCGAUAAGGAAAAGAACAUCAGAAACGGGAUUAGUCUGCAAAAUUUGGUGGACGAAGAAAAUAUACAGCAUUAUGUUUCACCGAGAGAAGAGCCCUUCUCAGAUACAAAAAGGGGCGAGACAAGAAAUUCAUACUCUGUCGUUGACGGACGACGGUAUCCCACGCAUCGAAGAGUUUCCCGCGGAACUGCGGCACCAGGUGUCGGCAUCUAUCGGCAAAUAAACGUUGAAGGAGCAGCUCGAAAAUUAACACGGGAGGGCGACGGGUCCGGCGAGCCAGGCUCGGGGCACCGCGGCUCGCUGCGCGGCGCCAACAAGCUCGCGCGGCGCGCGCGCUCCUUCAAGGACGACCUGCUCGAGCGCAUCUCCAACAUGCGAUCGCCGGCGCAGCAGCACCAUCCGCCGCAUCUGUCUUCAGCUAUCCGGUCGCACUCGCCGCUUAGUCCCAAGAUACGCAACAUGGCGUCCAAGGCAUCUACGGCUGAGGAAGGGGAGUUAACACCGGCCAAAGAACUGGAGGGGCUAGUCAAAGAAGUAACCUUCGGUUUGAAACAUUUUUCCGAUGUCAUUACCAAGAGAAAGCUGGAAAUGCUCCCCGACAACGGCACUAUCGUUUUCGAAUCUAUCGCUAAUAUUCAUAAAGCAAUAAAGCCAUAUAGCGGUCGGUCGCCGUCGCUGCUGAGCGCCGUGAAGCGGCUCUGCAACGCGCUAGCGACGCUGAUCCGUCUGUGCGACGAGAUAGCGGCCGUGAGUCUGCGCGCCGACGCGGGCAACGAGGAGAUGGACGCGUCGGCGCUGUCGGCCGAGCACGUGUCCACGGUGGUGAAGGGCGUGACGGCGGCCGUGGAGGAGGUGGCCGCCCUAGCGCAGCAGCACAUGGCGCGCCCGGCGCUGUCUCCGCGCCCCGCGCUCGUUUCACCGCGUGCUUCCACGCAACGGAACUCUUUACCCGACAUUCCGUUAACGCCGAAGGAGCGGUCGCUGCUGACCGGCGACGCGGGCCCGGAGUCGGCAGUGGUGCGCGCGUCGCAUUCGUCCGAGUCUGUGCUCGACGCGCCCGACUCGCCACCGCCUAAGCCGGCUCGCCCCAACAGGAAAAUGGAGUUGGCCCCACCUCUGCCGCCCAAGCGACGCUCGGCAAAUGAAAACUCCCUCAUAGCACAAUCCAUUGACAGAUUGUCCCUGCAGUCUCACAGCAGCGGCUCGCUGGACUCUAUGCUCAACGUGUCCAAUGAGGAGGACCGUCACGCGCACGAGUCCAACAGCCACGACCGCGUCUUCGUCACGCCACCAUCUUCCGAAAUAGUCGGCAUAUGCAGCUGCCACAGCGGCAGCGAGAUGCGCUCCUCGCUCGAGUCGCAGGAAUCUCACGCCAACAGUAUUCACGUCCACUCGCACUCGAACCACAAUCGGUACGUCGACCAUUUCUCCAAUGAGUCAGGUUUCGCAUCGCAGGGCCAAGCCGAAAUGUCUACGGAACAUAGUUUCUCGUCGACUUUCGCUGCUCACCACUACUCGAGUCACGCGGACAGUAAUUUUGAAAGUACACUGUAUGUGAACGAAAUGAUGGGCACCCGUCAAAGUAUUGAGAGCUUCAUGAAUGUACAUAUGACAAAUGCAACCACUCAUCAGUCUGUAAGCACAAUGUUGCCGAGCAUCACGUCAGACGAGAGCGAGGCGCCGCCCGAGCUGCCGGUGAAGACGCGGCGCAACAACCGCGCGGACGUCCAAAAUAGCUUCCCUAACGUUGAAAUCAGACAAAGCCCAGUGUGCUCGCUGCACGGCGAGGCGCGGCCGCACACGCUGGCCGAGCACCACCCCACGCGGCCGCCCCCGCUGCCGCUCAAGAAGAAACACAUGUUUCAAAGCGUCGCAUACAGCGUUAUGGCGUAUAUGGAGAUGUUCGGCAACUGCAGUCACCCGCCCAACAACGCGGCCGCGCCGCCAGACAUGUUCCGGCACUCUAUUCAUACAUACAAUCUGGCAAGUGCCCAACACACGAGCGGGAGCACUAUGGUGCAGCGCCACCAGCACGUCCAACGGUCCAUAGCGCAGUCCUUUACUGUGCAGCACUUUAGUAGUCCACCGGUAUUGAGUGGGUCCGAGGACAGCGUCAGUUUGACCACGUCUGGCGGGACCAGCCCCGUGCCUCCCGAGCUACCGCCAAAGAUGAAUAAAACUAAGAUUCAAAUCAAUUCGAGUAAUGAACUUCUACCGCCUCCCUCGCCUCGACCUUCAUCACACAAUAGCUCUACGUCCGUUGAAGACACCACGCACAACAAUCUGAACUCUGAUGAAUCUUACAUUAGUACUUCCACUCCGGCCAAGUUCCCCGUCGAGGACGAGCACGAGUUGCUGGUGCCUGAGCCAACACCGUCACCUGUGCCGUCGCAGAAGAGCGAAAGCAGUACUGAGCCUAUUGCGGCCACAAAAGACUCUGACACCGCUCCUCCGGACGCCGAUCCUGAAGACAUCAUACUGCAGACCGACAUUAGCUCGAACCUACUUCUGAAGGCGCCCAGCAAAGAUGGGCCUGAGGUGCGGGGCGGACAUCCGGACGCCCUCAUCGUCCUCGCCACUAAGGCUACCAAAGAGACGGACGAGUACUUCGCGUACCAGGAGGCGUUCCUGGCCACGUACCGCACGUGGGUGGCGCCGCGCGAGCUCGUGGCGCGGCUGACGCGCCGCGCGCACCACUUCAAGUCGCGUCCCCACGAGCUGCGCUCCACGCUCAGUCUGCUCACUAGGGUUGUAAAUGAUCUUACGAUGACGGACCUUGAAGAAUCUCUAAUGCAGAAAAUUAUGGAAUUUAUUUAUUGGCUUAUUGAAGUCGAAGAGUUGCCAAUCGCUAAAGCACUAAGGCAAAUUUUGGUUGACAAGCAAAAGCAGUUGCAUAACCAACAACAGGCCAACACUAGAUACGAAUACGAGUCUCCGUGCUACUCGAGCGUAUCUCUCCGGCGCGACACGCUGCUCGACUUCAAGCCGUCCGAGCUCGCGGAGCAGAUGACGUUGCUGGACGCCGCGCUGUUCGCGCGCAUCACCACGGCCGAGGUGCUGUCGUGGCCGCGCGACCAGUCCGAGGAGAGCUCUCCGAACCUCACAAGGUUCACGGAGCACUUCAAUAAGAUGAGCUACUGGGCACGCUCGCGAAUUUUAGAACAGGACGAAGUGCAAAAACGGGAACGCUACGCCCGGUGCUUUCUAAAAGUUAUGAAGGCGUUGCGUAAAAUCCACAACUUCAACUCGUACCUAGCGCUGGUGUCGGCGCUAGACUCGCCGCCCGUGCAGCGGCUGGGCUGGCCGCGCGCCAUCGUCGAGGCGCUGCACGACCACUGCGCCAUCAUCGACUCGUCUUCCUCUUUCCGCGCCUACAGGAAUGCCCUGGCGGAGACGCAGCCGCCCUGCAUACCCUACAUUGGUCUAGUACUCCAAGAUCUGACUUUCGUCCACAUCGGCAACCCAGACCUAUUGCCCGACGGAAGCAUCAACUUCACAAAGCGAUGGCAACAGUACCACAUCAUGGAAAAUAUGAAGAGAUUCCACAAAGACAGACAGUACAAGUUUAAGAAGAACGAACGUAUCCAAGCCAUGUUCAACGAGUUCGACGACGUGUUAAGUGAGGAGGCGAUGUGGCAGAUAUCGGAGAGCCUAAAGCCGCGCAGCGGGCGACCGCGCGCCGCCGCCGCGCCCGCGCCGCCCGCGCCGCCCACUGCCUAGCUAGCGUCGCUGCUCAACUGCGCCCGGCUGACCAUGGCG
This is a messenger RNA of Cydia splendana, 4349 nucleotides long. It is a transcript of the gene C3G, whose product is annotated as guanine nucleotide-releasing factor 2. Gene Ontology annotation, molecular function: guanyl-nucleotide exchange factor activity. The record is from RefSeq and is a predicted model, not a curated record. Gene Ontology annotation, biological process: Ras protein signal transduction; positive regulation of GTPase activity. Gene Ontology annotation, cellular component: plasma membrane. NCBI's taxonomy places the organism in Eukaryota, Metazoa, Arthropoda, Insecta, Lepidoptera, Tortricidae. The coding region runs from base 201 to 4310 and encodes 1369 amino acids. The transcript has 27 exons.